Messenger RNA from Tarenaya hassleriana, 1982 nucleotides. RefSeq names its product probable zinc metalloprotease EGY1, chloroplastic. The transcript is spliced from 10 exons. Gene Ontology annotation, biological process: proteolysis. The record is from RefSeq and is a predicted model, not a curated record. Lineage: Eukaryota; Viridiplantae; Streptophyta; Magnoliopsida; Brassicales; Cleomaceae. The coding region runs from base 100 to 1824 and encodes 574 amino acids.
AUAUAAAUCGUCAUUGAAGCCCCAUUCACAUUUUCUCUCCCUGAAAAUUUUUCUCGGAAAAUUAGGAAGAAAAUUUCCCCUCUUUUUCCGUUCAAUUGGAUGGGAACUCUCAUAAGCUUGAGCUCCGCCACCGCCGUUAGUGUGGGAUUUCGAUCGUUUGCCGCCUACAAUAGCGGAUUUCGGGAGAAGAUUAAGAUAAGCGAGCACAAAACGUUAUCGCCAUCAUCAUUAUCGUCAUCGUCAUCGUCAUCGUCAUCGUCAUGGAGGAGGAUCUGUUUCUUGUGCAUAGAGAAAAAUGGUAGAUUUAGGGAUUUUGCUUGUGCUGUGAGGUGUUUAGGUAGUGACAACAAUGGUGACAGAGACGAUAAUGGUGGUGAAGACGGAGGGUCGAAAGUCAAAACGGCGUCGCGUGAAGAAACAGAGGAGACGAGUACCAGUAGUAGCAGCAGCAGCCGUGAGUUCAGUUCAGAGAAGACACCUGCUUCUGUUUCUUCGAGGCCAUCAACUGUAUCCCCUAUUGACCCGACCUACAGCAGUUUCCAAGUGGACUCAUUCAAGCUGAUGGAGCUUCUUGGCCCAGAGAAAGUAGAUCCUGGUGAUGUCAAGUUAAUCAAGGAAACGCUUUUUGGCUAUUCGACGUUCUGGGUGACCAAAGAGGAGCCCUUUGGAGACCUCGGGGAGGGCAUUCUUUUCCUCGGGAACUUGAGAGGAAAGAAGGAGGAUGUUUUUGCCAAACUCCAGAGAAAGCUAGCUGAGGUUACUGGCGAUAAAUACAAUUUGUUCAUGAUAGAGGAGCCUAACUCAGAAGGACCAGAUCCUCGAGGUGGCCCACGUGUUAGCUUUGGUUUGCUCCGGAAAGAGGUCUCUGAGCCAGGACCGACAACUCUUUGGCAGUACGUGAUUGCUCUAAUAUUGUUCCUUUUGACAAUUGGCUCUUCCGUGGAGCUAGGAAUUGCUUCUCAGAUUAAUCGACUUCCGCCUGAGGUGGUAAAGUAUUUCACUGAUCCAAAUGCUGUUGAACCGCCUGAUAUGGAGCUUCUUUAUCCUUUUGUUGAGUCUGCACUUCCUUUGGCAUAUGGUGUGUUGGGAAUUCUUUUGUUUCAUGAAUUAGGGCAUUUUCUUGCUGCAGUUCCAAAGAAAGUAAAGCUUAGCAUUCCUUACUUCAUUCCAAACAUUACACUUGGCAGCUUCGGUGCAAUUACACAGUUCAAAUCAAUUCUUCCAGACCGGAGUACAAAAGUUGAUAUCUCACUAGCUGGUCCGUUUGCUGGAGCUACACUAUCGGUUUCCAUGUUUGUUGUUGGCCUGUUGCUAUCCUCUAACCCGGAUGCAGCAGGCGAUCUGGUGCAGGUCCCGAGCAUGUUAUUCCAAGGCUCAUUGCUUCUUGGACUCAUCAGCAGAGUAACUCUAGGAUAUGCAGCUAUGCACGCUUCAACGGUCUCAAUCCACCCUCUUGUAAUCGCAGGAUGGUGUGGUUUAACAACAACGGCUUUCAAUUUGCUUCCUGUGGGAUGCCUCGACGGGGGAAGAGCUGUACAGGCUAAUUAUCGGAACAUCUGCCCAAAUAUGUUUGCCGUUUCUCCUGCAGGGUGCUUUCGGAAAAAAUGCGCUGGUCGUGUCUGGUCUGGCAACCUAUGUAAUGCUUGGACUCGGAGUGCUCGGAGGGCCUUUGUCGCUUCCAUGGGGGCUCUACGUUCUGAUAUGCCAGAGAACGCCCGAGAAACCGUGUCUGAACGAUGUGACAGAGGUCGGGACAUGGAGGAAAGCCCUUGUCGGGACUGCCAUUUUCCUGGUGACGUUAACGCUGCUGCCUGUGUGGGAUGAGCUCGCGGAAGAGGUAGGCAUUGGUCUUGUAACCACAUUUUGAUGUAUCCAUAUGUAAAGGGAGACACCAAUUUUUACUUGUCCCCAGACAAAAUGUAGUUUAGAAAGAUCGUUGGUACAUACAUGGGUUUUGUUCAGUGUUGUGCUUACCACUGUCA